This is a messenger RNA of Drosophila nasuta, 2596 nucleotides long. RefSeq names its product UFM1 specific ligase 1 (gene Ufl1). Lineage: Eukaryota; Metazoa; Arthropoda; Insecta; Diptera; Drosophilidae. The record is from RefSeq and is a predicted model, not a curated record. Gene Ontology annotation, biological process: protein K69-linked ufmylation; regulation of proteasomal ubiquitin-dependent protein catabolic process; response to endoplasmic reticulum stress. Gene Ontology annotation, cellular component: endoplasmic reticulum membrane. Gene Ontology annotation, molecular function: UFM1 ligase activity. The coding region runs from base 115 to 2463 and encodes 782 amino acids. The transcript is spliced from 6 exons.
UCGAUAGGUUUUCGAUUAGAGUACAAAGUAUUUGUUGACGCGUCACAUUUCCAAUUGGAGCUCAAUUGUAAGGGAAAUUUUAUUUUAAUAAUAUUGUGCAAAGAUCAAAUAAAAAUGGGCAGUGACUGGGAUGAAAUUAAACGCUUGGCAGCCGACUUUCAAAAAGCUCAGCUUACCUCCACGUUGCAGAAGCUCUCUGAACGCAAUUGCAUUGAAAUUGUUACAUUAUUGUUGGAAAAACAAUUGCUUGAUGUGGUUUUCACCAACGAUGGCAAGGAGUACAUUACUCCCGAUCACUUGGAGCGUGAAAUCCAAGAUGAACUCUAUGCGAAUGGAGGUCGUGCAAAUCUCGUGGAGGUCAGCAAAACAUUGAAUGUGGAUCUGACGCGGAUUGUGACGCUGGCGGAGCAUAUUGCAGCCGAGAAUCCUCAGAUACAUCUAAUGUUGGGCCAGUUGAUCGAUGAGGACUACAUCACGCACAUUGCCCAGGAGAUUAACGAAAAACUGGCACAACGUGGCGAAAUUUCAAUAUCAGACUUAACGUCACAAUUCGAUUUGCCCUCAGACUUUCUGCAGCACAAUGUGGUUGAGAAGCAUCUGGGCAAGAUCAUUAAGGGUCGUCAGGACGCCACCAAUCCUCGUGUAUUCUUCACCCAAGCCUACAUCCAGCGUUGUAAGGCAAAAAUUCGCGGUGCUUUAGCGGCCAUCACCAAACCCACUAAUGUGGCUGUUAUUCUGCAACAGAUCAGCGUGCAAGAGAAGAUCUUUCAUUCACUGCUAGACGAAAUUGCGCCAGCUGGCCAGGUGACCUCCAAGCAGGCUAAUGCCCAGUAUGUGCCUCAUAUUUAUGCCAAAACCCAAGCAGAUUGGGUCAAUGCGUUUUAUAAGCAAAACAGUUUCCUAGAAUAUGAUGCCAUUAACAAGUUGGGAAUUUCGGAUGCCAAGGCAUAUAUCCGCAAACAGUUUCCCAACGAGCAGUUCCUGUUCCUCAAGCGCGUGGCACUUGGCGCACGUCUGAUUGAGCUGACUGUAGUUGCAGCUUUAAAUGAAUGCAAUGCUACCAAACAAUAUCUUGACUUGUCCACAAUCCUACCGUCAAAUUUGUCGGAGGAGGACAUUAAAGAGGCUUUCGAGGCCAUAAUUUCACAGAAGCAGUGCAAUCCAAGCCAUUUUGUGUUCUUGGAUAGCAUUGUCUUCUCACAGGCUUAUUUAACGCAACUGGUGCAACCAUGCCAAGAGAUGGCACAUGCUCAGGCCAAGGCAGCUAUCGAUGCGGGCGUGUAUCAACAGUAUAUUGUGGAGAAAACACUAGCGCAAAAGGGCAACACUGGAACUGGCAGCGCUUAUGAUGCCGACGAUGACAAGUUGGACAAACGUGAUGAACGUCGCAAAAAGGCUGCCUCUGGCAAGGCAGGUGGCGGUGCGCAGGGUCGCGAGACUAAAACAAAGUCGACAAAGAAGCAUCAGCGUGGUCGAGUUGCUCACAAUCAUGAUAGCGAGGAUGAAGAGGAUACUGUGCAGUCCAAUGCUAGCAGUAAUCGUAAAUCUGGCAAAACUUUGGAUCUGGUUAAGACUGCGGAUAUCACAAAUCUAAUCAAAGGCACGCUGGAGGAGGAAGGACUAGAGCAGCUCGCCAAGCCCAUCGCAGCACUCUACCUAAACCAACUCAAUCAGACGGCACUAGCCAAGGCGCAAGAGCUAUAUGAGGCAACACCCCAAACAAAUCGUCGCCAGACUCACGCAGCUAUUCAGGAGCGCGUCAAUACUUUGUUGGUGGACAUCCGACUGUACGAGAAAGGUCUGAAACUUUUUCCCAGCGACACGCAAUCGCAAUUGGUUAAAUAUCUGCUUAAAUCGCUGGGCAAUGACAUAUGCAAUGAAUUAACGCUCUAUGUGGCAGCCGAGUGCAGUUUAUCUGUGAAAUCAACAAACCUGAAUGUCGAUCAACGCAUCAAACUAGUGCAAGAGUGCGAUGUGCUGUAUCGCAAUGCUCUGCUGGAACAAAAUAAAGCAAUAAACAAAAGCAUCGAUGAGUUCGAGUUGGCUACGGAAGCUGUGCUGAAAACAUGCAGCAUGAUUGUGAAAAAAGUCGAUAAGAAAAAGGAUCGACUACUCAUUGUGAAUCAUAAGGAGAAGCUGCUACAACAGUUGCUGGAGUGCAAUGAACCCGCUUUAUUACUUCAUUUGGCUGCGCUGAUACUUUUCACCACCAUCACGGGUUGUAUUCUGCAUGCGUCCGGCAAAUUUGUUUCAGCCAUAUUACAACAUAUUCGAAGCACUUUAAAUGAACCACAAAAUGCAUUAUUGUUGCGCUAUCAUGAUCUCGUCCUGCAAUUGCUCCAGCAAGCAUCGCCAGACAGUGUCGAGUCCAAGUCAGUAAACGAACAAUUGCACUCGCUGCAAACAGAGGUUGUUGACCUAGCCCAAAACUAUUCACGUGCCUCUGUUUCUAAGGCUGAUUAGACAAUACAGAACUUGGCUUCAUGCGACGCUGGAAAUUUUACAGUUCAUAGAGAACUUUUAACAUCAAUUUACUUUAAUUGGUUAUGGUCUGCAUUAAAGGUAAUAUGCAUUUGAAAAUUGUUAAGUAUUGUGU